AGGAGGAGGAAGAGGAGGCGAUGUUCUCCCUUCACCCCUCCAGGACUCCAGUAAAGAUCCCAGAGUUGGAAGACGUUGGUGAAGAUGAAGACGCUGCUGGUGUUUCUGGUGUGUGUGGUCCUUCUGACCAUCACCACAGAUGCCAACCCCAUCAUCAAGGAGAGCUUUGCUAAGCAGCUCCUCCGUAGCAAGAGGCAGGAAAGGCCGAGGAAGGCGGGCCAUCCUGAUGAGCCAAUGAGGGAGCACAUGAUCCACAUGCAGGCUCUGGACCAGAGGGCACAGGAGACCAACAUGGAGCACUGGCUCAACCCUCAUUGCUACCCGCGCUGUGACAGGAACUACGGAUACCCUGUCUGAUGACGAACGACCAACGCGGCAAAAUGAUGGCAAAAGAAAAACGGACCCCGAAAUGUGUGACGACAGGAAAUGAUAUCUUUAAAGGCGUUAGUUUGUCACAAUGCAUGCCUUUGUAGUUAGAUCUAUAUAUGACGAAUAUGUGUGUGUGUGUUACAUAUUUACCGGCAUCUUAGAAUACAGCGUGCGUCAACUAAUUAUUUUAUGUGGUCAAUACAUUUGGUUAAUAAACAUUUUAUUGGAACGAAAUGAUUUAUCCGAUUAUUUCAUAAGCGCACGAGUUGAGUCUAAAAAGGAAAAGGCCUGUCCUAAACAAUGCGGAA
Messenger RNA from Doryrhamphus excisus (bluestripe pipefish), 677 nucleotides. It is a transcript of the gene lg9h17orf67, whose product is annotated as linkage group 9 C17orf67 homolog. The record is from RefSeq and is a predicted model, not a curated record. Lineage: Eukaryota; Metazoa; Chordata; Actinopteri; Syngnathiformes; Syngnathidae.